Molecule: messenger RNA, 3954 nt
Organism: Betta splendens (Siamese fighting fish)
Lineage: Eukaryota; Metazoa; Chordata; Actinopteri; Anabantiformes; Osphronemidae
Product: cadherin-12-like
Exons: 13
Coding region: 753-3167 (804 amino acids)
Biological process (GO): cell morphogenesis; calcium-dependent cell-cell adhesion; multicellular organism development
Cellular component (GO): adherens junction; catenin complex; plasma membrane
Molecular function (GO): cadherin binding; calcium ion binding
Source: RefSeq, a predicted model, not a curated record
UCGCCACCGAGCCGGCCGCGUCACAAACACUCUCACACUGGCGCUCCCUCCUUUCACACACUCUUACUCCGAUGCACAAGCUUCUUUUCCUCACUCUGCCGCUCGCUCGCUCGCUAACUCGCUCCCCCGCUCGCUCGCUCGCUCGCAGUCAUCAUCCUCCAGCCGCACGGACACACUCCGCUCCACCACAGCUCCCGUGAAUUCUCCAGCUAUUCAGAAGCUGCUGUCUCGGCGCUGCGUUCCCGCGUGGGCUCAAAGUAUACACAGAGAGCAGGAUAAUGAAAGCAAGGCACCACGGAGGGAGGCAGGGUGAGCCAGGGAAUUAAAAGAGGAGCCAAAGACUCUGCUCUGGUGAAGGUGGGAGGACAGUUUGAUUCAGUGAACAUUUGGAUUAAAGUGGCUGCGUCUCGGCUCUGAAGUGUCCCGCUGAAGAGUGACUCGUUACUGGGGGAAGGGGCGAGCCAUAAAGUGAAUUAGCGGCUUCCACACAUGCAGACGAUCGCUCAUCAGGAUCCAGCAGCAGAACCUCACCUGCACCCCAAAGAUUUCCUGUCACACAGGUGAUGAGCUCCAUGAAUCUCUGAGUGGAUCCUGACAGAGCCAGGCGUGCCGCUUCGGGGUUUGCCACGCUCUCCGCCGCCCUCCUCCUCCCAGACCGACCGUUCCCCGGAACCGCCCACCAGUCGUUUCAGCGUGGCUCAGCUCUCAUCACUGGACUUUAAUUCGGGGGACCUGAAUCUCAGAGAUUGCCAAUGCUAACAAGGAACUGCCUGCUGCUGUUCCUGUCGAUUCUUGUUGACGAAGGCUCGGCCUCUCUUUCGCGACCACCUUCACCAUCACUGGGACGGAGCAGGUCGGGGCGGGAGCACGCCAGGAGCUUGGUGGGCCCGAAGAGGAAUGGGGCAGCUGGGUUUCAGCGGGUCAAGAGGGGCUGGGUGUGGAACCAGUUCUUUGUGCUUGAAGAGUACAUGGGGUCGGACCCACAGUAUGUGGGCAAGCUGCACACUGACCUCGAUAAGGGGGACAGUGUGGUGAAGUACACUCUCUCGGGGGAAGGGGCCGGCUCCAUUUUUACAAUUGACCAAACCACGGGGGACAUCCAUGCCUUAAGGAGUCUUGACAGGGAGGAGAAGCCUUACUACACCCUGCGCGCCCAGGCCGUCGACAUCAUCACCAAUCGGCCCCUGGAGCCCGAAUCUGAAUUUGUCAUCAAGGUUCAAGACAUCAACGACAAUGAGCCAAAGUUCCUGGAGGGACCUUACACCGCCAGCGUUCCGGAGAUGUCACCAGUCGGGACGUAUGUGACGCAAGUGACUGCCACAGAUGCCGAUGACCCCACCUAUGGAAACAGUGCUAGAGUGGUGUACAGCAUCCUCCACGGGCAGCCAUACUUCUCUGUUGACCCUAAAACAGGGGUUAUAAAGACAGCCUUGCCCAAUAUGGACAGAGAGGUGAAGGAACAGUACCAGGUAUUAAUCCAGGCCAAGGACAUGGGGGGUCAGCUGGGAGGACUGGCCGGGACCACCACCGUCAACAUCACGCUCAGCGAUGUCAACGACAACCCGCCCAGGUUCUCCAAAAGCUUCUUUCACCUAAGAGUCCCAGAAUCCUCCGCGGUCGGGUCUGCGGUCGGGAGAAUCAAAGCCCACGACUUGGACAUUGGGAGAAACGCUGAAGUGGAGUACACGAUUGUGCCAGGUGACGGAGGAGCAAUGUUUGACAUCACCACCAACGAACACAACCAGGAGGGGAUCAUCAUCCUGAAAAAGCCUCUGGACUAUGAGACCAAGAAGGCCUACACCUUCAAGGUGGACGCCACCAACGCCCACCUGGAUCCGCGCUUCCAGAGCUUCGGGGCCUUCAAGGACACGGCCACGGUGAAGAUUAACGUCUUGGAUGUGGACGAGCCCCCGGUGUUCAAUAAGCCGGCGUACGUGAUGGAUGUGUACGAGGACACGCCCGCGGGCACCAUCAUCGGAGCGGUGACGGCCCAGGACCUGGACGCCGGCAGCAGCCCAGUCAGGUACUCCAUCGACUGGAGGAGCGACCUGGACAGCUACUUCGACAUCGACCCGGUGGAGGGAACCAUCUCCACCAACGAGCUCCUGGACAGAGAGAGCGUCGCCCGGCACAACGUCUCCAUCGUGGCCACCAAACUUAACAGCCCCGUCCUGACCAGCCGCGUGGCCGUCACCGUGCACGUGCUGGACAUCAACGAGUUCCCGCCCGAACUGGCCAGCGCCUACGAGACGUUCGUGUGCGAGAACGCCAAAGUGGGACAGGUGAUUCAAACGUUCGGCGCUAAAGACCAGGACCUGUCGACGGCUGGACAGCAGUUCUCCUUCAAACCCCAGAGGGAGGACGUGAAGACCAACAAGAACUUCACCAUCCGAGACUUUGGAAACAACACGGCGGGGAUCGUGACCAAGCGCAGCGGCUUCAGGCGGCGCCUCCAGGAGAUCUACCUGCUCCCCGUUGUGAUCGAGGACAACGGCUACCCACCAAAGAGCAGCACGGGCACGCUGACCAUCCGCGUGUGCGGCUGCGAGUCCGACGGAUCGCUGCUCACGUGCGGCGCGGAGGCCAUCUUCCUGCCCGUGGGCCUCAGCACGGGGGCCCUGAUCGCCAUCCUGCUAUGUAUCAUCAUCCUGUUAGUGAUCGUCGUCCUCUACGUCGGCCUGCGGCGACAGAAGAAGAAGGAGACCCUCAUGUCGUCCAAAGAAGACAUCCGGGACAACGUGAUCCACUACGACGACGAGGGCGGCGGCGAGGAGGACACGCACGCCUUUGACAUGGGGACGCUCCGCAACCCCAAAGUCGUCAAGGAGAACCUGUACCGCAGGGACGUGAAGCCCGAGCAGAAGCGGGGCCCGAGGCCGCCCGCCUCCCAGAGCAGCGCCGACAUCAAAGAUUUCAUCAGCCAGCGCCUGCAGGAGCACGACGUGGACAACUCGGCGCCGCCCUACGACUCGCUGGCCACGUACGCCUACGAGGGCGACGGCUCCGUGGCCGAGUCGCUCAGCUCCAUCGAGUCGCUGGCGGCGGAGCGCGAGGAGGACUACGAUUACCUCAACGACUGGGGGCCCCGCUUUAAGACGCUGGCGGGGAUAUUUGGGGAACCGUCGGAAAGCCAGUCAGACUCCACAGCGGCGGAGAACACGCAAUGAUGCUAUUCACAGACUCCAGAAGCAAACAUGUAACAGUGUUCUCACGCUUGGUGACACACAAAGACCCAGCAUUGUUUUCCUCCCACCGUUUGCGUUCUCAUCUCCAGUUCGCCAUUUUCUUUUUUUAGCUGGUGGUGGUACUUUACUGUGCUCGAUCCCAAAAUUGUAAAAGUCAAGGGGACGCGUGGAAAAACACGAGCGGAUGAGCAAAGCAGCCAUUCAACUGCACUGGGAUCGAAUGUCUUUCGUUCUGUUUCCUCCGGGGGAAAUGCACAUGCACACGGAAAUGUUGUCGUUUCCUACAACAUCCUCAAAAGUGCCUGAAUAUAAUUGUUCCUUCACUCGCUGUUUCAUGCCACACAUCCAGUGUUGUUCCCCAAAACCCGUAGGUUGAGCUGGUUCCGUCAGCGUGCGCUGACCGGCCCAGGCGUCCACCGAACCGAGGCCGGUGUCGACUCUGCUGGGACGAUGACGUGGCCCCAGUUUGGCCAAAGAUGUUUUGAAUGUUAUUUAUUGGUCUAUUUAUUUAUUGGCUGAUUGAGUUUGAUUAGAUUUGUGUGUAUUUAUCUAUUUAUCUCUCAGUCAUCGAUCUGUAUUUUUUAUUUUUUGGAGACACACAAGGAAUUUUUGGUAAUUAAUCAAGGCCCACGUGAAAAUGUAUGUUUCUGUUCGGUGGGUCCUGUGAAUAGACUUGUACUAGAGUUGUAAAAAGAUGAAUUAGGGCUAAAUACUGCAGUUCAGUCGUGUAAAGAACACUGUUUUCUUAAAUAAACCACACUUGGACGAA